Acanthamoeba castellanii str. Neff is the source of this 750-nucleotide messenger RNA. Its product is annotated as phospholipase d p2, putative. The coding region runs from base 1 to 750 and encodes 249 amino acids. Gene Ontology annotation, biological process: cell motility. The record is from RefSeq and is a predicted model, not a curated record. The transcript is spliced from 5 exons. Lineage: Eukaryota; Discosea; Longamoebia; Acanthamoebidae.
AUGGAGGAUCGGAUCGCCGAGGAGAACCCGCAAGCCGCGGAGAACACCAUCCCCUACAAGGAGGGCAUCAUCAUGCGCAAGGAGAAGGGCAAAUGGCGCAACGUGUUCGCCAAGGCCAUGGACGGCUUCCUCGUGCUCUACGAGAACGAGGCCGCUUCCGAGCCGUUCGAGGUCAUCACGCUCGAGGGUACUUCGGUCGAGGCUCAGGGUACGGACAGCAUCCGCCUGUGGAGUCCGCUGCAGGCCUUCAUCGACUGCGAGUUUACGGUGCCCGACGAGGUGGCCAAAGCCGACGUGGCCGAGGAUAGUCGGCUCACUGAACUGCAGAAGUGGGGCGCGGUCAUGCAAUUUUGGGGGUGCCGAGGAUUCCUGCACACGGCCUACUCGCCGGUGCGCGAGCAGAUCAAUUGCAAGUGGUACAUCGACGGACGCGAUGCGUUUGCCGCCAUGUACCACGCCAUCCUCGGCGCCAAGCACACGAUCUUCAUCACCGAUUGGCGCUUGACCGUUAUUUACCGUGAAGAGAGCCACGUCGAGACACCAGGUGAGGUCUAUCUCAUGCGCCAGACGCCGUUUGAGGACUGUCACCGGGUGGACCAACUUCUGAAGAAAAAGGCGGAGCAAGGGGUCAAGAUCUACAUCCUCUUGUGGCGAGACCCGGCGCUGUUCACCGAAAACGGCUCACGCGAAGUGCAGAAGCUCCUCUGCCAGCUGCACGACAACAUCAAGGUGAUCCCGAUUGUCACCUGA